AUGACAUGCCCGCCGUGCAGCUCGCCAUCGCCACCUUGUAGCUCCCAGACCACCAGGGCACCUCCUGCCAUGGUGAGCCUCGCCACGCCCUCCGACUCGGGGCCGCCGCCCCGACGUCCUCACAGCAGCAACCUCGUCCGCCUCUUACCCGGAGCCACCGCUCCGGCGUUGCCACGCUUCCCACCACAGAACCUCACGCUGUGGUGCGCCUCGCAAAACCCACCGUCCCGGGACCGCCGUCCCGACCUCCUCUCCCCCGGCUGCAUAGAACCACACAACCGGAGUUGUGGCACAGCCACCACACGCAGGCCGCGCACAGCCACGAUGCAGCAGCAUCGAUCCAGGGCCGCUGCCCUGACCUCCUCCCCGCACGAGCACCACACCUCGCAGGCACCAAACCCCCACCUGACCAUGAUGAAAACCGCGCCCGAGAAGCCGAGGCGACCAGAUCCGUAG
Lolium perenne is the source of this 456-nucleotide messenger RNA. The record is from RefSeq and is a predicted model, not a curated record. Lineage: Eukaryota; Viridiplantae; Streptophyta; Magnoliopsida; Poales; Poaceae.